AAAGUCAGAGAAUGACCUCAGCGCGUCGGCUCGAGGAGGUAAACAACGCUGGGCCGAGGCGGCAAUGGCUAGCCUCAGCUGCUACUAAGUCAACGACUUAAAAUGGCUAGAAACAUAGAGGACCUACCGGAUUCAUGGCCGUGAUCACGUCGAACAUUUUUAUUUUUACACUUCAUUGUUAGAUGUCGAUCGUUGUCUUCAGCUAUGUCGUCACGUGUGUUGAUGCGGCAGCAGUUGAUGCGAGAACAAGCUCAGGAGCAAGAGAGGCGCGAGGCCCAACAACAGGCCUCUGCCUCUCAGCUCCGACCGACUGACUCCACUCCUGCUAUCGCCGUCUCACUGACUCCAAAUGCUGCCUGCCCGCCUCCAGCACAGGUGCCCGUGGAGGUGCUGAAAGUGCAGACCCAUCUAGAGAACCCCACCAAGUAUCACAUCCAGCAAGCGCAGAGGCAACAGGUGAAGCAGUACCUCUCCACCACUCUGAGUAACAAUGCAGUUACUCAGACGCUCGGUGUGUCGCCUGUGCCACAGUGCAGCUCCGCCCCUGAGGUUGCCCACACUGCCAGCAGUGCCCCUAACAGCCCGAUGGCUCUUCUUAACAUCAGUUCCAAAAAGGAGGAAAUCGAAGAUGUUAUCGAUGACAUAAUUAGUCUUGAAUCCAGUUUCAAUGAUGACAUCAUUACAUUGAUGGACUCAGGUCUUCAAUUACCUAGUACGCUCCCAGGAAAUCUAAUGGAGGUCUAUCACAGCCCCGGAAUGGCAGCGCCCACUCUCACUGUCAGCAACUCCUGCCCUGCUGAUCUUCCAAAUAUAAAAAGGGAAAUUACUGAUGCUGAUACCAAAGCUUUUAUGAAAGAGAGGCAAAAGAAAGACAACCACAACCUAAUUGAAAGGAGGCGGCGAUUUAAUAUUAAUGACCGUAUAAAGGAGCUUGGUACUCUCAUACCCAAGUCAAGUGACCCUGAGAUGCGGUGGAAUAAAGGCACAAUUCUGAAGGCCUCUGUGGAUUACAUCAGAAAAUUACAGAAGGAGCAACAGCGAACCAAGGAUAUCGAACUGCGCCAGAAAAAAUUGGAGCAAACGAACCACAGUUUAAUGUUGCGUAUCCAGGUUGGAGAAAACUGCUUAUUGAUGGAGCUGGAAAUACAGGCGCGUGUCCAUGGCCUUUCUUCGAAAACCAGCAGCUCCUCUGGUCUGAGCUCCAGUCCUGCCCUGCUGCAGCAGCACCACCAAACCAUUCAGAACGGCCAGUCCCUACACCCCAGCGCCGACGCGACGUCCAGGCAUAAUCUCCUCAGUCUUGGUGUGGCAACCAUUGGACAGUCUCUCCCCACCGCUUUCCUCUCCCCACCUUCGUCAGACUCUCCUGCUGGGGUCUCCAUCACCAGCCCUUUAGACUUGGGCAGUUUGAGCUUUGCAGAAUUGGAAGACACUUCCACCUCAGCGCUUUACCCUGAUGUGGGCUUGGGGGACAUUCUUAUGGAUGAGGGGUGCACCCUCUCUCCAGAGGCGGUGGCUGAGCCCCUCUUCUGUCCUCUGUCACCGGGUGCCUCGAAAAGCAGCAGCCGCAGGAGCAGCCUUAAUAUGGAUGAAGACUUGUGAUAAACGCCAUGAGAGAUGCCCAUGCACGAAAAAAGACUAAAUGUCAGCAUGCAUUCUGUCACUUUUGGUAGGUGAGUUUGUUUGGAGGACUGUUGACCGGAAGCAUUUUGAGGUAAAUAUUCAGAUCGAAACCAACCUAAAUGUUAGUGACACUAACUUUACCCCAUCAUCAUUCUACAUGUUAUUGUUCCUAUUGGUGUGUAAAUGCAAUAGUAUCAAAAGAGAAUAUUUUACACUACACGGAUGCUUACACAAGGCGGCACAGUGGAAGACUGGUUCGCACAUCUGCCUCACAGUUCUGAGGACCAAGGUUCAUAUCCCGGCCUCGCCUGUGUGGAGUUUGCAAGUUCUCCUCGUGCCUGCGUGGGUUUUCUCCAGGUAAUCUGGUUUCCUCCCACAUUCCAAAAGCAUGCAUCAUAAGUUAAUUGAAGACUCUCAAUUGCCCAUAGGUCUGAAUGUGAGUGUAAAUGGUAGUUUCCCUGUGCUCAGUGAUUGGCUGGCCACCAGUUCAUGGUGUAUCCUGCCUCUCACCCUAAGGUUGCUGGGAUAGGCUCCAGCAGUCCCGUGACCCCUGUGAGAAUAAGUGGCUCAGAUAGAUAGAUGGAUGGAUGGAUGCUUAAACAUACAUUGACAAAUGUUUUAAGAUUUAAGAGUAAUAUUAGUUUUUGCUUGAAUUUAUAAUGUGGUUAUACAUAGGGAAGAUUUUUUGGCCUUAUUAACGUGAUAUUAUUUGCAAAAGCAAAUACAUACAGACAUCAGUUCUCUUUUCUGACUGGAAUCAGGUUUUACACGCUUGUCCUUGUUGGGAUGUCUAGAGAAGGUACAAAAGGGAAUUGGCACAUAAUUAUGAAAUACUUGCCCUCAUGAUGUAUACAAAGUAAGAAUAUUUUAUUUUCCAGCAAUUUAUUGCACCUUAUGUUAUUGCAGUCUAUGCAUUUUAUGAGAGAUGUUUUUCCUACUGUGACAUGCAGUAUUUUUACGAGCUUGAAACCUGCUGCUGCUGCUGUUAGCCAAAGCAGGACUUCUUAAAGUGUAGCUAUAGUGCAAAUUACAAAUCACUGUUCUAUUUUCCAAUAUAUUCUGCUUCACAGCAUAACAUAAAGAUCAGUUUAUUUUUACAGUAGUACUGUAGUUCAUAUUUUUUAUACCAGAGUAAUUGAGGUGUAGUUUGUUUCUUGUAAUUAAUAAUUGUUUGUGAUUUUUAGUCUCAAUUAACCUUGAUGAUCACUGGCUGAUUUUACCUGAUUUCAUUUUUUUUUCUUCUGGAGGUGUGGGUAUCAAAUGAUCUAUAAAUGCAAUGCAUUCCCAUUUGAAUUAUUUUUUGUUUUGAACAAACCACUAUUUGCAGAUAUACUAUGAAGUAUCAAUAAACUAAAAAUAAAGACUAAACUAAACAAAAAAAAUAAAGGCAUUUAACUCAUUAACUCAUUAAAUGCAUUAUCCGACUUUAAAUUAUUGAAUGUGAAUUUGCCUGUGCAUCUUUAUCCUAACAUUUAUGUGGUUUUUGAGUUUGUGUCAGAACAUCUUUUAAAGUCUUGUGCCUGGAUUAGCAAUUUUGUCAGUUUUACAGUAACAUGUGAACUGAAAGAGCCCAGUUAGUUUUGACACUGUGAUUUUUCUUCUCCUGCAUGUACUCUCAGGCACUGUUUUUAAGCUAAAAUUAGCUAGUUUAGUGCCACUUAUUGAGUAAUACUAAAAUCAAGCAACAAAAGUUUUUUUUCUUUCCUCCCACAUAACUGCUUUCCAAAAUUUGAAGAACGUCCAACUUUUCACAAACUGCUUAUCUUAUUUGUGAGUCACUGUGUCAAAUGUAUGUUUUUGGUCAUGCUCAGUGGAGUGUCUUUCAGCAAAUUUGAAUAAACUAUUCUUUCAGGUG
Syngnathoides biaculeatus (alligator pipefish) is the source of this 3478-nucleotide messenger RNA. RefSeq names its product transcription factor binding to IGHM enhancer 3b (gene tfe3b). Gene Ontology annotation, molecular function: RNA polymerase II cis-regulatory region sequence-specific DNA binding; protein dimerization activity; DNA-binding transcription factor activity, RNA polymerase II-specific. Lineage: Eukaryota; Metazoa; Chordata; Actinopteri; Syngnathiformes; Syngnathidae. Bases 205 to 1602 code for a protein of 465 amino acids. Gene Ontology annotation, cellular component: nucleus. Gene Ontology annotation, biological process: regulation of transcription by RNA polymerase II. The record is from RefSeq and is a predicted model, not a curated record. The transcript is spliced from 10 exons.